ACCGCCUCCAUCUCUCACUCUCUUUAGCAAUUUUUAUGCACUCCACACUCUCCCAGCCAAUAUCUCACGCGCACAGUUUUUUUUUUUUUUAUUCUUUGGUCGGGUUUUUGCUUGAAAAACUCAGAGGAUCUUGCCUCACUCUCAUUUCAAACCGUCGGCAAAGUUUCACACAUCUCAGGUGACAGGUGAAGUGCAAGAUCCAAACAUUACCCCAAACACCACCUCAAGCUUGAGUUUGUUGAAGAAGACAAUAAAUUUGAUGUAAGGGAUCAUCACCAAAAGAGAAGGAAGAUAAGACUAUUGAAAGUGCUUACUAUUUACGAAUCAAUGGAAUUGCCACUCACCAUAUCGAAAGUAGGAGCAGAAGGAGCCUCUGUUGAUUCUUCCAGAAAGGAAGAUUCUUUUGUCGUCCUCGGCCAUAGCUCUAGCCAGAAAAACAGAAGCAGUAGUGCUAAUACUUGUUACUACGAAGGAGAACGUCUUACUUGGCUUCUCCAAUCCAUUCAAAGAAAGAUAGAGUUGGUCAGAGCUGACGCUUCUUUACCUGAGAAGAUAUGGUUCAAGCAACAAUUCUCAAUUGGGGUCAAUGAAGUUACUCGUGUCCUUGAACGCAUGGCCAUGCCUCACAACUCUACCUCAAAGAUUCAGCUUCAGGCAUUGCUUGUUGCUUCUGACACCAACCCCAGAUGGCUUACCAAGCAUCUCCCUAGCCUGGCCUUGUCAAGGAAGGUACCACUAUUCAUUCUCAAAGACAACAAACAAGCUUCCUUGAGAUUAGGUCAACUCGUCCACCUUAAGACUGCUAUUGUUAUUGGAAUUAAGGACAAACACAAUUCUAUCAACCAACUCUUUGCAGAAAUUCUUGCCAAUGAUUUCACAAAUGCAGAAACUCAAUAAGCUGUCAAGGACACAACACUAAUGUCAUACUCAUGUUUUUGAGAUUUUUGUAAUAUAAUUUUGUAGAUUAUUGCCAAGAACAAAAGGGGAUGCAACUUUACAUAUAAUUCUGUAGAUUAUUGCUCAAGUAUUAACUUUUUGUUUCCAAUCUA
Cannabis sativa is the source of this 1049-nucleotide messenger RNA. RefSeq lists its product as uncharacterized. NCBI's taxonomy places the organism in Eukaryota, Viridiplantae, Streptophyta, Magnoliopsida, Rosales, Cannabaceae. The transcript is spliced from 9 exons. The record is from RefSeq and is a predicted model, not a curated record. The coding region runs from base 328 to 897 and encodes 189 amino acids.